AUGCUGGGUCUUGCAUUGGAUGGCGGCAGCCUGGCUUUGGCGGCUGAGCCCGCAGCCCCCCCGAAAUGCUCCGGCUCUGCCCCAGAGCUGCCCCCCACAGCAGCCAGCCCCGCAGCCAACCCCAGCCAGGAGUGGAAAGUGGUGAAGAUCCAACGGGUCCUCAUAAACCCUGCCAGUGAGCCGAGGAAAGCAGGUCUCUCCCGCAGCGCCAGCCUCUCCGAGAAGGAGCUGAAGGAGGCAAAGGCGCGGAGCCAGAGGAUCGCGGCACAGCUCACCACGGCACCCAGCCCCAGCUCCAAGGGUGUCCUGCUCUUCAACCGCCGCAAGCAGCGUGUCGAUGGGCUCGCUGGGGCCGGGCAUGGCGGGGGGCUGCCGCUGAGCCCUGCGCCCCGGCCUUCACAAGCAGCCAUGGAAGAGGGCGAGGGGCAGGGGACGAAGCCAGAGCCCAGCCAGCCUGGCACCCCGGGAGAGGAGCUGCGGGCGAACGCCUCCCCGUGCCGGGAGCCACCUGCCGAAGCCCAGCAGGUCCCGCUUAGCGUCUACCUGAAGGAGAACAUGGCAUCGGCCGCCACUAACAGCGUGCAGGAGCUGGCUGCCGGUCAGAUGGAGAGCGGGACGGGGGGUCUCGGGAAUGCAGAAGCCCCUGUGGGGCCAAGCACAGUGGCUCUUGCCCUGCCGCAGAGCCCUGAGGAGGGCAAGAAUGGCGAGGUGCCCGGUGAGGUGCCCAGCGUGCCGGUGGGGACGGCCACGGGGACGGCAUCCCCAGCCGGCCGGCAGCAGAACGGGGUGCAGGGCCGGCAGUACUAUGAAGUCCAUCUCACCCUGGCCAAGCCCAAGCCUGUGAAGAACCGGACGGCCAGACCCUUCGGCACCCAGGCAUCCCUCGCCAGCGGCCAGCCCGUGGAGGGACCCCCCGCCGCUGAGCUGCCCCCACCGCCCACCUAUGCGGAGACCCUGAGCAGCCCCCCACCACUCACACGUGUCCGCUCGCCCCCCGCCUACUCGGCUCUGUACCCUCCUCGGGAGCAGAAGAUGCUGCCAGGUCCCACCCUGGGCUGCGGGAUGAGCGGACCGAACCCCCUGCCCAAAACAGGGAUCCUGGAAGAGUCAGCUGCCCGGAGAGCCGGCAAAAAGUCCAUGUUCACCUUCGUUGAGAAGCCAAAGCUGGGCCCCAACCCCGAUCUGCUGGACCUGGUCCAGAGCGCGGACAGCAGGAAGAAGCAGAAGGAGCAGGGGGAGCCCGGUGCCGAGGACGAGCCCUUCGCCCUUGGGGCUGAAGCCGCCAACUUUGUCCCCAACAGUGCAGCCAGGGGCGGGCAGCAUCUCCCACCGGCCGACGAUGCUCCGGCGUGGUCCUCCUGCCUCAAGUCCCCCACCAUCCAGCCCAAGCCGAAGCCACAACCCAGCCACAACCUCAGCGAAGCGAGAGGGAAGGGGGCCGAGCUCUUCGCCCGCCGGCAGUCCAGAAUGGAGAAGUUCAUCAUCGAGGCUCCCUCCCAGCCCGAGCUGCUGCGGUCCCCGUCGCCCACCAUGUCCCUGCCUCCUUCCUGGAAGUACGACGCCAGUGCUUGCCUGUCACCCAUGGUCUCCAGACACCCCUCCAAGAGUCCCUCCAGGCCCUCCAAAACCCCCCCAGCCUCUCUGUACAGCAGCAACCUGGUGGAGAACGAGGUCUCCCAGAAGGAGCUGGAGAUCUCCAAGCACCAGCCCUACCAGCUCCAGUCUUCGCUUUUCAUCCUCUCCCCAUCCAAGGGGCCAGCACGGUCCAUGCCCCGGGAGAUGCCUCCACCCAGACCCUCUCUUCCCGAUGCCUACCCCUACCCCCAGCAAACCUCCUGCCCGACCUCUCCAUUGCCUCCUUCCCCUGUUUGGCAUCCCCCCGCUGUGCCCGGCACCAGCCAGACCACCUCCAGCCCCUUCCCCAGCACCACUGGGGCUCUGCCCCUGACUCACGGCGGCCGUGCCAGUCCUGGAGCCCCAACCGAGGUGCUGCUUGCCUCCCCGUGCCGCCUGCUGCCGCCUCGAGCAAAGGGGGGCUUCCAGGCGCCGCGGCCCUCCUACUCCACCAGGAAUGCCGGCAUCGAGCCGCAGGAAAGGCGGCCGUCCCUCCCCGCCUCGCCCACCUGGAUGCCCCGGCUGGUGCGGUGCCCAGGCAGCCUGGACGGCUGGGCCAGCCCGGCCUCGGUGCCCGAGCUGGACGAGGGACCCCCCACGUCCCCUCCGUGGAGCGAGAGGUCCCUGUCCCCGCUGCGGCAGGAUGCCGACCCCCGGGCCAGCCGGCAGAUGCAAGCGCGGCUCGCCAGGAACAUCAUCAACGCUGCCCGGAGGAAGAGCUCCUCUCCCAAAGCCGUGGGGCCGGAGGGCUCCCGGCCCUUCACCCCCAUCCCCGCUGGCCCCCCCAGCCUCCCCCAGUCCCCCAGGCCAGCACGGCCAGAGAGCUCCAGAGCCCCAGCACCACAGGCAGCCAGCAGCGUGCUGGGCAGCCCCUCGCCCACCCACAAAAGCCCCCUGCGAUCGCCCCGGGCGGACAGCCCCCAAUUUUGUGCCUCCCCCAGGAUGCCCCGAGCCACCUGGGCAGAGGGUCGCCAGCUCCUGCUGCCACCCGGUGUGUCCUCCUGCCCCGUCCCCGGGCUGUCCCCCAGCCCCAAGAGCCCCCUGCCAUCCCCCGUGGUGGGCGGGCGGUCUCUGGCCAAGCGCUGCACCUCCCGGUCCCCGACGGACUCGGACGUCUCCCUUGACUCCGAAGACUCGGGGGCCAAGAGCCCGGGCAUCCACAGCUUCAACCUCUGCCCCCGGGGCUGGACCGGCAGCCUGCGGCUGAAGCCAGGGGGGCUGCCCUCGGGGGCCCCCUGCACCUCCUAG
Molecule: messenger RNA, 2862 nt
Organism: Gavia stellata (red-throated loon)
Lineage: Eukaryota; Metazoa; Chordata; Aves; Gaviiformes; Gaviidae
Gene: SYNPO
Product: synaptopodin
Exons: 3
Coding region: 1-2862 (953 amino acids)
Biological process (GO): spine apparatus assembly; modification of dendritic spine; positive regulation of actin filament bundle assembly
Cellular component (GO): actin cytoskeleton; nucleus; Z disc
Molecular function (GO): actin binding
Source: RefSeq, a predicted model, not a curated record